UUGCAGCAGCAAUAGCUGAGAGCCGGCCGGCAAGAUGAACAGCUGAGAUCAAGAGAGAGUGCGAGAGUGAUUGUGAGAGAGAUAAAAAAAGAGUUAUUGAUAUCAAUGUAAUGCAAGACACGAAGUAAAAGGGACCCCAAAAAGAGCCAACGCCAACGCCAACGCCGAUCUCUGUCUCUCUGGCUGUGCAGUCGCUCUCCUUCGUCUUCUCGUCAGCGUCUCCGUCUCUGUCUCUGUCUCCGUCUCUGUCGCCAUUGUCGUCUCCCUGUGUGGUGGUGGUGGGCGUAUUAGUGUGUGCGCUCACAUAGCAUUUGCACGCUUACUGUGCUCCGCUGUGCGACGCCAACUAACAGUUGUGCCCCAGCACUCGACACCAGUAGACGUGUUGUGCCGCAAGAGAGUUCUCCUCCUCACACGUAUUGGCCCCAUAGAGAUCAACUUUACACACACACACACACAAACAGUAAUAACCACCGACCAAAACAACAACAAAUAUGUAUCCAGCUGCAGUCCAAUUGUUGCGCCUGCGCAGUUCUUCAGCCAUUGGCGGCAUUGCGGCAAGUCGAUCAAUUACCACGAAUCGCCGCCAAAGGAACACCAAUACGGCCAGUGUGGAACGGGCUCAGAGCAUCAGUGAUACGGAUAAAUUUCUACAUUAUAAUUCCGAAGAUGGUUACUACAAGACAUCACCGUACGAUCCGAUAGUUGCACAGAAUUUACCCUUGCACGAAUAUGUUUGGAGAGAUUUCAAGAAAUGGGAAAAUAACACAGCAGCGGUCUGUGUUAUCACCGAUCGCCAAUAUACAUUUGCCCAAUUGCGCGAUGCCAGCGCCGCUCUUGCCGUGCGCCUGCAGACCAAAUUCAAACUAUUCAAGCCCGAUGUCUUGGCCGUUUGUUUGCCCAACUUGCCAGAGUAUCCAAUUGCUGCUCUGGGUGCCAUUGAAGCAGGCCUCACUGUGACAACAGUUAAUCCCAUUUAUACGCCAGAUGAGAUUGCACGUCAGCUGACCUUCAGUGGUGCCAAAUUUUUAAUUGGAACAGCUCAGGGUUACGGCACAUUGCGAGAGGCCUGCCAGCUGGCUGGCAAGCAAUUACCAAUUGCCGUAAUCCGGACAACAGCUGGUGAACCAUUGCCGGAGGGAGCCAUUGACUUUUAUCAGUUGAUUAGCACCGAGAAUAUCCGCUACGACGAUCUAACCAUUCCCAAGGAUGCCAGUCCCGAUGAUAUGGUGUUUCUGCCAUUCUCCUCGGGCACCACUGGACUGCCCAAGGGUGUCGUCUUGUCCCACAAUAACAUAACCAGCAACUGUGAGCAAGUGCAAACGGCAUUGCCGGCAGAUGAGCCCGGUGUACAGGACACUUUGCCGGGUGUUUUACCCUUCUUUCAUAUCUACGGCUUAACUGUGGUCAUGUUGUCCAAACUGGGACAGGGAGCACGUUUGGCCACCAUGCCCGCAUUUAAGCCAGAUGAUUUUAUGAAAUCAUUGGACACCUACAGGGGAAGCAUUUUGAAUCUGGUGCCACCAAUAGCUCUCUUUAUGAUCAAUCAUCCGAAAUUGACUCAGGAGACGGCCCCGGCCUUGAAGGUGGUGAUGAGUGGUGCUGCACCCAUUGGCCAACAUGAUGUGGAACGUUUUCUCCAAAAGUUCCCAAAUGUCAGUUUUAAGCAAGGUUACGGCAUGACCGAAGCCUCGCCAGUUAUACUAUUGACGCCGCAUGGCAAUACCCGUUAUGCCUCUACUGGUGUCCUUCCCGGGAGCACUGAGUCCAAAAUCGUGCCACUCGAUGGCAACGAUGCCAAGGGUCUGGGCCCACGCACCACCGGCGAAUUGUGUGUCCGUGGUCCGCAAGUAAUGUCUGGGUAUUUGAACAACGAAGAAGCAAACCAGGUGACUUUCUAUCCGGGCAAUUGGUUGCGUACUGGCGAUGUGGCCUUCUAUGACGAGGACGGUUAUUUCUAUAUAACCGAUCGCAUGAAGGAACUUAUCAAAGUCAAGGGUUUCCAGGUGCCCCCAGCCGAACUGGAGGCAGUUCUGCGCGAUCAUCCAAAAAUCCUGGAAGCCGCUGUAUUCGGCAUACCCCAUGAGCUAAAUGGCGAGGCUCCACGUGCCAUUGUGGCUUUGAGGAAAAAUGAGACGGCCACCGCCGAGGAGAUAGCCAGCUAUGUGGCCCAGCGUGUGGCGCACUAUAAGAAACUAGAGGGUGGCGUCAUCUUUGUCGAUGAAGUGCCCAAGAAUCCCACUGGCAAGAUAUUGCGCAAGGAUCUCAAGGCAAAGUAUUCGGAUUAAAUAGACUUUAGGAGUUUGCAUAACUAUUUUUUUGUUUUUUUUUUUUUGUUUGUUUUCGUUUGCUCAGUAUCUGUCUCUCCACAUUUUGUUGUUUGUGAGCGUGUGUUUGUGGAGAGGAUAUUAUGCCCCAAUAACUGAGGGCAAUGUAAACAAAAUUGCAUUUACGAAAAUCUGUAGAAUAUACUUAUAAACAUACAUAUAGAUUGUAGAACGUAGGCAUCUAGUAGUCACUCGAUUGGUCCAUAGUUCUUAAGAUGUAGAAUAUUCAGAACUCGUAGGUUAAGCUUAAUUAUUCACAAACAUAUACAUACCUACAUACAUACAUAUAACUAUAUUAUAAUGUUGGACCUAAAAAACACAGAGCGGACGAUAUUUUACUGUUAAAAGACGAUGUUAACAUACUUAUAUAUAUGUAACAAAUAUGUUUUUUUUUUUGUUCUUUGUAUAUUCAUAAGAAUUACAUAUGCGUUACAUUGUAAGUAUUGUGAAAUUAAUGUUUUCAAAUAAAGACAAAAUGACCAAUAUACAUAAA
This is a messenger RNA of Drosophila willistoni, 2820 nucleotides long. RefSeq names its product 4-coumarate--CoA ligase 1 (gene pdgy). Bases 495 to 2288 code for a protein of 597 amino acids. Gene Ontology annotation, biological process: fatty-acyl-CoA biosynthetic process; long-chain fatty acid metabolic process. Gene Ontology annotation, cellular component: mitochondrion. The record is from RefSeq and is a predicted model, not a curated record. NCBI's taxonomy places the organism in Eukaryota, Metazoa, Arthropoda, Insecta, Diptera, Drosophilidae. The transcript has 5 exons. Gene Ontology annotation, molecular function: long-chain fatty acid-CoA ligase activity.